Phycomyces blakesleeanus NRRL 1555(-) is the source of this 1113-nucleotide messenger RNA. RefSeq names its product Skn-1-like basic-leucine zipper transcription factor. The record is from RefSeq and is a predicted model, not a curated record. The coding region runs from base 77 to 631 and encodes 184 amino acids. Gene Ontology annotation, molecular function: DNA-binding transcription factor activity, RNA polymerase II-specific. Gene Ontology annotation, biological process: positive regulation of transcription by RNA polymerase II. The transcript is spliced from 2 exons. Lineage: Eukaryota; Fungi; Mucoromycota; Mucoromycetes; Mucorales; Phycomycetaceae.
CUGAAACUUCCAUUGGGUGGUGGUUAGAUUUCUCUUGUAACUUUUUUAUUCAAACAUCUUUACCAAGUCAACAACAAUGGAAUCCUCUCAAUAUGAUGUUCAACCUACGGAUGCCGAAUCUAUCUCUGCAAUGCUCUCAAUGCCAGUGAAUUUCACUAUUGACCCCCUGGUCACCGUAGCUUCCCCUGUUUCUCAAGACCUCUUUUCCAGUUCAAGAGAACCAAGUCCAGUAAAUUCUGAGUAUUCUAGUGUCAAAAACAUUACACCUCGUCAGUUUGCUGAAGAACUACAGGCUCAGCCAGAACCUUCUCCAACAACAAAAGAGCAGAAAGCUAAAGAAAGAGUGUUACGUAAUCGAGCAGCCGCACAAGAAUCGCGCGAUAAAAAGCGUCGCUAUGUCGCUACACUUGAGUCCACAAACGAACAACUCAAACAAGAAAAUGAUCAGAUUACAAAGCGUGCAAAACUUUUGGAAGCACAAAACGAGGCACUGACGACCCAACUCGAAGCCUUUAGUCGUCAGUUGGCAGAACUCCAGGCUCAAGUCAAAUCCAAUUCCCCUUCCUCCUUUAUGUUUCAUGGCUUUUGCGAUUCAGCACGGAUCGCGAACAGGCUCAAGAGCUUAUUUUAAGAUCUCGAUUGCUGGAACCCUCCAAGAAUACCUUGUUUCUCUAUCUUUGCUUUGUCGUACUCAACGUCCUAAAAUCCACCACCCAAUGGAAUUCCCUUUUGCAAAGCGGGACUUAAGCUUCAACGAUCGUACCAACUCUCAAUCUCAUCAAGUUCUAGGCCUGUCUCUGCAGCGGAGGCUGUAAAUCAUAAAGAAGAAAGUAUACUCAAUGGUUCUGCAGAAUUUGGCUCGCCCCCAUUAUCGCAUUUCUCCUCUGAUGAAGAUGACGGUUUGUCUCUGUCCGACAUCUUUCCCCUAGAGUUUCGAUUAGAUGAUCUUUUCGACUGGAAUGGCCAGCAGAUCUCUUCAAUCACAACCAAUUCUGUUUCCCAUUGAGUAUGAAUUUGAACUUUUUACUUAUUUUUUUGCCUUUCUAUGUUUCCCUUAUGUUUUAUAUUGCUCAUCAUUUCUCCUCUAAUAAAUACACACACAUGCAGUCAUCU